Molecule: messenger RNA, 5522 nt
Organism: Syngnathoides biaculeatus (alligator pipefish)
Lineage: Eukaryota; Metazoa; Chordata; Actinopteri; Syngnathiformes; Syngnathidae
Product: zinc finger protein 638-like
Exons: 23
Coding region: 487-4797 (1436 amino acids)
Cellular component (GO): nucleus
Molecular function (GO): zinc ion binding; nucleic acid binding
Source: RefSeq, a predicted model, not a curated record
GAAAUCACUUUUCAAUUCACCAAAAACAGCAGAGAGUAACCCAAAGAGCAGGAAGACGAAAACUACGUAGAAGAAGACGCCUGAUUUGGAUCACCGGAGGAAAACGCCGAGGACUUUUUUCCGGUUAUAAAUACACGGGUAAUUUUCAGUGGCCACACUGUGCAUUCAGAAUAAUUUGCAUCUUGCAUGCACCCUUCAUUUGGAGUCGAUUCCAACCAUCUCCUGCACCAAAAGUACCAGAGGGACCCUUUUCACAUUUGGACCUGGAGACGAUGCCAUUACAAUGAUCACAUAUUGAUCAUAUUGCCAUUCGUGGGUAGAUCAUUCAUGGUUAGCUUUCCAUCCUUGCGAUGAAAACAGUUGGUGUACAGCUGCCACAGGUUGAUUUCUGAGCUACUUCCUCCCUUGCCCAAUCCACCCGAAUCUUCUCAAUAGUACUUCAACAGAAAAACUCAGUUACAUAGUUGUAUCUCCCAGGUUGCUGCAAUGUAUCGCCACAAGUCCCAGUCACAAGGCCCACAGUCUUUCGGCAACGUGUCCAGGACUGAUCAUCAUCAACCUCCAAAUCGGCGACAUAAUUCCCCUGGUUCAAACCCUGGCUUUCGAUUUCCUCGCCCCACCCAACUUCCUGAUGAGCUGGAGUCGGCUCUGGCUAUUCGUGGUGCAAGGGACAUGGACCAUCACCUCACUGACCACACAAAUCGGCCAAAUCAACAACAGAACCGAGGCACAGUGUCUGUCGUCGGUCAACAUGGAUGCUACAAUACUAAUGCUGGAACACUGACCAGUGAGAAUCAAUCUAGCCAUCUUAAUAGGGGGGACUGGUCAGACUUCCAACCGCCAUCUAAAUUGUUUGCCAGCCCUGCAUCUGAUGGCACCUAUCACUCUCAGCAACUCCAAGGGCUUCAACAGCAGCCGCAAAGCAACCAAACUGGAUCAGCCCUUCCAAGCUGGGUCUCAAGCCGCUCGUCCUCUUCGCAAGCUCAAAAACCCCAUUGUGGAGUUGUGGAUAGUCAGGGUUUGUACACACCUGAAAGUGCAGGAAGUAUCUUGGCGAGCUUUGGACUAUCAAAUGCUGACCUCGAAGUUCUGAGUCAUUACCCAGAUGAUCAGCUCACCCCAGAUACACUCCCUUUUAUUCUCCGUGACAUACAAAUCAACAAGUCGGACAACCAAAGUACAGUAACACGGAGCAUUCAUGGCAAGAUCCUUCCUUCUCCAAACACUUCCAAACUGACUGAUACUUGUUUUUCCGAAGUGCCCAGUCUUCUGAUGGUUACAAAGACAGCAGGUAAAGUUAUUGACUAUGGCCAUGCCAGUCGUGCAAAGGAAAGUACUAUCAAAGAGACUUUCAAAAGGGAAAAACUUUCAAAUGAACGGGUGGUUCAGAUGUACUCAUCUACAUCAACUCCAAGAGUAGAAAAGGUAGAAAAACGUCAAAUACGUUUGGUACACUUGGAAUCAAGCAAGCAUGGAGAUCGGGACUAUCGCAGGACAAGUGGAGACCAUCACAAGAGCAGUCUUUCACGGAAUACUGAAGGUCCACCAUCUAAAUCUCGUGUUGUUGACAAAGACUACAGGCACAAUGGAUCCAAGCAAAGUCUCUCAUCUGAAUCCAAGAGGGAGGUGUACUCGAGGAGGUCGCUUUCGUCUUCCUCUGGCACAAGUGGACACAAUAUCAGCAAGAAGUUCCCUGAUUCCAGCCUUAUAAGUGAUUUCUCUGGCACAAGUCCAAAAGUGUUUCCUCAUUCCUGCUCCGUGUGCCACAUUCACUGUGAUCAUAAAAAGGACUGGGUUGACCAUAUCAAUACUGUUAACCACACAGCAGCCUGCAGGGACCUGCGUAACAAGUAUCCUGAUUGGAAGCCAGGCCAAAGCAAAAGCAGAGUGCAUGAGAGACCUCAUUCUCCCCGUGAUGAUCACCAACACCAUGGCACAGGAGAAUCAUCUCACAACAGUGGUUUAAAACGCCCUUACAAUGAUCCAAAUAACUCUGGUAGCAGCACGUUCUCUGAGGCAGAUCAAAGCUAUAAACAUGGACCAUCUCAUUCCUCCAAUCAAACUGUCAAAAAGUUAAAGCCUGGGACCAAAACCGCUAAGACUGCAAGUACCAAGGCUGCUAUACAAGCAUCUGUCUGCAUGGUUAAGGCUGAAGAUGCACAGGCUUUGGCAAACCAAACAGACCUCACCAUUGGAGAGCAGCUAAUUACAGGUUCAAUUGCCAAGGAACCAGAGCCAGGGCAGUAUUCUGGCUACAGUAACAGAAAACAUACCGCAAGUCCAGACAAGGGUGCUGAAACUAAAGGCCCUGACCUUCCGACUGAAGUGAGUAAGGUUGACAUGAGCACUUCUACAAAGGGCUUGGUGUUGAUCACAGGACCACCUGAUGGUUACUGGUCAGAGAGUGAUGUUAACAAGCUCAUCCAGCCUUUUGGAAAUUCCACUGACAUUAUCUUCGCUACAUCAGUUGGAAAGGCUCUGGUGUCUGUGCAAGACAUGAAGACUGCUGAAGAGGUGGUCAAAGUUCACACCUCCAUUCCGGCAAAGAUCAAAGAUUGUGAACUGAAGAUGAUUGCGAUCGAGCAGCAUAUUGGCACUAACACACCAGUGGCACUAUACAAUCUACUGAUGCAGUCGCUUGACCCAUUGGAGAGUUCAACUCCAGUUAGCUGGAACAGACUAUUGGUGAUCAAUAAUGUUCCUGAUACCCCCACUGGUUCCUGUGAAGUUAAGCAACUGGUUCAGCGUUUUGGGACAGUGGUCAAUACUCUGGAGCUUAAAAGUAUGGUCAUUUGUGAAAUGGCAACUGGAGCUAUGGCCCUCGCUGUCUACAAACGCUUCCAGAGGUUUCCAUGCAUUAUACAAAACAACCCUCUAUUUUUUUCCCGCAAGCCUGACCCCAAAGCACAGGCUCAAGUAUUACCUUCAACCUUACAAUCAUCUAAGGAUAUUCUUGCAAAUGAAGGAUGCAGUAAAGGUGCAGCCAACGAAGAUGAGAUAGCACAUGAUGAAAAUAUUUCUGUGGAAAUGGAAAAAGGGCAAGAGAUAAAGGGCUCUCAAAAAGUGGUAAAUUCAGAAGAAGUGGUGGGAGAAAAUGGAAGCUGUUCCACUCAAGAGCCAAAGAAUGUGCUGUCCGAAUGUGCACGUGAAGCACACAAAACGACUGACAAAGAGAAUGUGGUCACUAUUGAAGAUGUCUUGAACGCUGACAAGAAGGAUGCAUCAUCUGAGGAGACUAUUGUGCAGACAACUGUAAAUGCAGCUGAGUUUGACAAGAUUAAGACCCAUCCUGGUCAAAAUACUUCUACAGAAGUGACCAUUUCAGAGUUUUCCAAGGAUUCUCCAGAGAUGCAUGCUGAAGCAAGAAUUGACCAUCUAAAUAAAAUGGCAGGUUCACCAAAUAAAAAUGGAGUUCACCUGACAACAGAAGGGGGAAAUGUGUCAAAUCAAACAAAAGAGACGGAUGGAGAAAAAGUAGUUGAUGAAACAAAAGGGACAGAAAGGAACCAUGCAGAGGGUGCCUUAAAGACUCAGCGAGAGAGAAAUGAAAAAGAGGUAAGAAAGGAGGAGACAAAAGACAGAGAGCAAAAUGUAAGGGUGAGGCCCUCGGAAAAAUUACAAAGGAUCAAGUGGUAUAGGAAGCAGGAGGAAAUAACCGAAAGAGAGAGGAGAGAAAUGGAGGACGAGGAGGAGCAUGAGGGUUUUUCAGGACUUAGAUCAUCUUGCAGUUUUGAGACUGAUAAAACCAAAUCCUACAUGGUUGAACAAAGAAUCUCAAACAAAUCUGAUGCUAUACUGCCUAAAAUGGAUGAAAGUGAAGAUUUCGAUUCCUUCCCAUUGAGCAUGAGUGACUUUGUCACUGUGGAUGAAGUUGGGGAUGUGACUGACUUAAACGACUUGCUCCAUUCCUCUUCACCUGCUGAUCCAGAGAAAAAUAUAGAGGAAAAGCACUCACUGACACAUGUCCCACAGGUUGCUCAUGAGGUCGUACCUGUGGAAGUAACCAAUGGGAUGACUAUUCAACCAAUGAAGUCUGAUGAUCCCAUAACUGAUUUUCAGCAUCAUCCUGUGAAAUCUGAGGAUGUCCGAACAGAUUUUGGGCGUCAGCCUACAAUUUCAGUUGGGACUUCCAAUAGUUUAUCAUCAGAUGCAGUCCCACCCACUCAAACUCACCAAGAGUUUUCUCUUGUCAACAAAAAAUUAGUGCCCACUUGUCAACCAGAAGAACAUGAGAAGGAAACUAGACCCGCUGUUCCCGUGGAAUCUGUAAGCAAUUUUGUGUCUCUUGUGACACCUGUCUCAGUAACUACAGCAGUUAUUGAUGACUCCACAUCAGAUACAACUAUUGAGGUGGGAAGGAGCUCAGUAAAUAAUGCAGAAGAAAAGCAAGCUGAAACAACAAAACUGAUUGACAGCCCUGAAAAUGAUGAACAGACCAUAAUGUUGGAAAAAGUACAGCAAAUGCAAACAGAGGACACACAGACAAGCCUUCCUUCUGAUGAGCCAGGAAGUUCAGCUGACAUCCCAACAACCGAUGAGAAGUGUGUAGAUGAGGCAUUAACUAAAGAAAUGGCCACAGAGAAUACCCUCCAUUUUGACCCCACCAUACCAGUUGGCAUGGAAUUCCUGGUGCCAAAAACAGGCUUUUUCUGCAAAGUUUGUAACCGUUUUUUCAGUGGAAAUGAAGACACUCAGAUCACCCACUGCAAAAGCCUCAAACACUUUGAGAACCUGCAGAAAUACUUGGAGACCAGAAAACUGAUGAAUGUGACUGUCAAACCAAACGAGAGUCAAUAGUUAUAUUUGACUGUUCUUGAAUAACUAUUGCCUGUUCUGUAAUUUGAAUUCCCCUUUUUUGUCCUUGUGAAGUAAAUACAUUACAAAAGUCUUACCCCAGUCUACAGUGUUGGUAGAUGUUUAUUAUGUUUUUUUCUUUUUUAACUCAACAGGUCACAGUUCACGACAUCGUUUAACUUUUAGGGGAUCAUCCCAUUCCUAAAAGAGAACGGAAUUAUUUUUGAAUUGCUACUAGAACAAAAUGACUGAGGGAACUAAAACAUCAGGCCUUUGUCGUAUCACUAUCAGCUACUUUCAGGAAAUAUUUGUUCUAUGUCUCCCAAAAGAUUUUUUUGUUCAUUUUUAUUUCUCACUCUUUACUCCUUUGUCAUAGAUAUGAUCUAGCAAUGAAAGAAAAUAAUUACUGAAACUGAAUUCAAAGAUAACACGCCAGCAUGUUUUGUUUCCCAAGGUUUCUACUGUAGUAAAAGUCUAGUGAAUUAUAGUUUAUUGUUUAAGUGGAUAUUCUUUUGCUAGUUUAAAUUUAUUGGGACUGUCUUGGCUAGGUUGAAAUACUGUAUGUACUCAUUUCCAAUCAAGGAACGAGGUAAACUUGUACAGUUAAGAGGGCUGCAAGAAAAAAACAUUUUUCUAAACUGUUUUGGAGGUCAGCUUUUUCAACAUAUUGCAUUUGUGUAUCUAGUGCUCUCAUCUACUGUCUGCAUUAAAGACCUUUGUAUGGCUGU